Molecule: messenger RNA, 1932 nt
Organism: Pogoniulus pusillus (Red-fronted tinkerbird)
Lineage: Eukaryota; Metazoa; Chordata; Aves; Piciformes; Lybiidae
Gene: HCK
Product: HCK proto-oncogene, Src family tyrosine kinase
Exons: 13
Coding region: 112-1626 (504 amino acids)
Biological process (GO): innate immune response; cell differentiation; protein phosphorylation
Cellular component (GO): extrinsic component of cytoplasmic side of plasma membrane
Molecular function (GO): non-membrane spanning protein tyrosine kinase activity; signaling receptor binding; ATP binding
Source: RefSeq, a predicted model, not a curated record
GCGAGCUCGGUCGGCCCGUUCCUGCCCCGGGACAGCCGCUGCUGCCUCGGCCGGUCUCUGCCGGCCCGGUUUGGCCUCAGCCCGACCCUUCUUGGUGCGGCGGCUCCCGGGAUGGGUUGCAUGAAGUCGAAGGAAACUGCUGUCCAGGAGAAGGUGAUAAAAACUGACCCUGACCCCAACCUCCCACAGGGCCACUACGUGAGGGACCCCACAGCCCCCAACAGCAGGAACAAUAAUGUCCCCAGAGUGGCUGUGUCCCCACCUGAGGAUGGCCCGGCGGGCACGGUGGUGCUGGCACUCUAUGACUACGAGGCGAGGCACGCUGGGGACCUGAGCUUCCGCAAAGGGGAGCGGCUGAAGGUGCUGGAGGAGUCAGGGGAGUGGUGGCAGGCGCGGUCGCUGGCGACAGGCUGUGAAGGUUUCAUCCCCAGCAACUACGUUGCCCGAGCUGACUCGCUGGAGACGGAGGAGUGGUUUUUCAGGAGCACCAGCAGGAAGGACGCCGAGCGGCAGCUGCUCGGCCCCGGCAACGCCGUGGGCUCCUUCCUGAUCCGGGACAGUGAGACAACCAAAGGCUGCUACUCGCUGUCGGUGCGGGACGGGGACUACGGGCAGGGAGGCUCCGUGAAGCACUACAGGAUCCGGGCGCUGGACAGCGGCGGCUUCUACAUCUCCUCACGCUGCAGCUUCCAGACGCUGCAGGAGCUGGUCCAGCACUACAAGGGGCAGAGUGAUGGACUGUGCCAGAGGCUCACCCAGCCCUGCUGCGUGCCCAGACCACAGCAGCCCUGGGAGAAAGACGCCUGGGAGAUCCCCCGGGAAUCGCUGAGGCUGGAGAGGAAGCUGGGAGCUGGGCAGUUCGGAGAAGUGUGGAUGGCUACCUACAACAAGCACACCAAGGUGGCAGUGAAGACGAUGAAGCCUGGCAGCAUGUCCGUGGCUGCCUUCCUGGAGGAGGCAAACCUGAUGAAGCUGCUGCAGCACGACAAGCUGGUGAGGCUGCACGCGGUGGUCACCAAGGAGGAGCCCAUCUACAUCAUCACCGAGUUCAUGGAGAAAGGGAGUUUGCUGGAUUUCCUCAAGAGCAGUGAAGGGAGCAAGCAGCCACUCCCGAGGCUGAUCGACUUCUCUGCCCAGGUUGCAGAAGGAAUGGCUUUUCUCGAGAAGAGGAACUACAUCCACAGAGACCUGAGGGCUGCCAACAUCCUGGUGGCAGCAACCCUGGUCUGCAAGGUGGCAGACUUUGGACUGGCUCGACUCAUUGAGGACGACGAGUACACGGCCCGGGAAGGGGCCAAAUUUCCCAUUAAAUGGACAGCACCAGAAGCCAUCAACUAUGGAUCAUUCACUAUCAAAUCAGAUGUCUGGUCCUUUGGGAUCCUCCUGACCGAGAUCAUCACCUAUGGACGCAUCCCAUACCCAGGGAUGUCGAGCGCGGAGGUGAUCAAGGCGCUGGAGCGUGGGUACCGCAUGCCCCGCACGGAGAGCUGCCCCGAGGAGCUCUAUGGCAUCAUGCUGAGCUGCUGGAAAGCCAAACCAGAGGAACGUCCUACUUUUGAGUCCACUCAGAGCAUUCUGGAGGACUUCUUCACCGCUACAGAGAGCCAGUACCAGCAGCAGCUGUAAGGCAGGGAGCUCGGUGAAGCCAGCGGGCGCCUCGCUGGGCAUCCUGCUCUUCCCCGUCCUGCUCAGCCUUCCUCUGCCAGCCUGGCCCAAAACUGCAGCACUUCUGGUGCUGCCAGGCUGGAAGCAGGAGCAGGAGGAAGCCAUGCUCAGACCAACCCCUUCUGGAGUUGCUGCACGGAGGGAAUCAUAGAAUCAACCUGGUUGGAAGAGAGCUCCAAGCUCAUCCAGCCCAACCUGGCACCCAGCCCUGCCCAACCAACCAGACCAUGGCACUAAGUGCCCCAGCCAGGCUUGGCUUCAACACCU